CUUAGAGGCACGCAUCUGACUCAUCAAAGACAUCACAAAAUUUGGCACGUGAAAUGCACAUGACGAAGCUUCGGGCCUUCUGGAUCCACCGUCGCAAAAAGGAAAGAAAGAAACAAGGUGGUGAAUGGGUUGCUUGGUUGGUUGGUCAUUGCCUAUGUAGGAGAAUGAUACGGAAAGAAAGAACAAACAGGAGUAUCUUUUGAGAGGUCACAGUUCGUACCACUCGUUGAUCGCAUCCUUACCGGCUAUCUACUACUCUAGCUAGUAGCAUCUUUCCACAAAAGAUUUUUGGUGAGCACAAUGGACUAUCAUAACCAGAACAAUCCGGAGGAUGUCAGACAUGACGAAGUAGUAGUAACGGCUAGUACUAGUAGUACCGGUACCAAUGCUGACGAAGAAGCAGAUGCUGGGAUAUUUUCUCUGUGGCAGUCUUCGAGUCUCCUGCAAUCCUUGUGGGAUCAGCUAGCUCAUGAAACCACUCCCAACAAUAGCGUGCAUAAUGGGAGCAAUACACCAGCCUUGAAAGUUGUCGCCAUGACGGCUGGAACCAAAGCCACGCCGAAUCAAGCUGACAGCGCGCAAGAGCAAGAUUUCAGAAGGAGAACAGACACUACACCGUCGACUUUGAAAGUAGUCGCCAUGACGACGGGAGCCACAGCUACUGCUGAUAGAGCCCCUCUGAUUCGAGAUGAAGAAGAAGAGAAUGAUCACGACGACAAGGACGACGUCAUUUGUCCACUCUGGACGCGUCUUACCGAAGAUGGACUGCACCGUUGGCUGCGAGCCAGUGUGGUACAACUGGGCACCUUUGCGGCGCGUCAUCCGUGGACCACUGUCAUUCUCACAGUCUUGAUCAGUUUUGGAGUCGUCAUUGCCGGGCUCUUUACCAACGCCAAGAUUGUCUACAAACAUCGCGAAGUAUUUACUCCCAUGAACAGCUAUCCCGCGUUGCACGGUCAAUGGUACGACGAGCAGUCGGGAUUUGAAGACACACUCGAAAUGAAUUUGAUUAUUCAUUCUCAUGGAGACAAUGUCCUGCAAGUACCCGCCGUCCUCAAAGCAUUUGAAGCCUUGGGCAUCAUUCAAAACACACCCGGCUAUGCACCACUCUGUGCCCAGUCCACGUACAUUGAUCCCGACACGAAAGAAAACACCUGUUGGAUUUGGAGUGUCACCGAGUUUUGGGAUCACAACCGGACUCUCUUUGAACAAGAGUUUAGCGACCCCAACAAUGCCAACUCGACGGAUGAUCUCAUUCGCGCCGUCUCCCAGUCCGUCACCAAGGAAGGAUUUCCAAUCUUUCACGAAGUCAUUUUGGGAGCCUUUGAAAAGGCGGCCAACUAUUCUUCCGCACUAUUCCCCGAGGCGGUCGGAGAUGAUGACAAGCACAGCAACAUGAUGAUUCCCUAUGAUGCCUCAUCAUCAUCAUCAUCAUCACACGAUGAUGAAAAGGAAGGACAGCCGUCUUGGUUUCAUCACAUGGCCAUGCACAGUCACAGCCACAGUCAUGAUGAUUCUCAUGAGGACUUUGACAGUCGCGACGGCAAUGCCACGACACGACCACCCCGCCGCCGCCGUCCCGAUCCAGACUUUUGGUUGCAACACGUUCCCGCAUUCAUUGUCAGUAUUGGAUUUCCUCCGGCAGACAAUGUAUACGAGUUUCAAGAAGUGGCAUUGAAGAAUCUGCAGGCAUUGCAACAGCAAUGGAUCCAACAAGAAGGAACUGACCAGAAUCCACUAUCGUUGCGACUCGAGUUCUUUUGUUCCUAUGCCUACGAACUCGAAUACGAACGAGCCAUGGAGGAAGACAUGCCACUCGUGCCAGCCGUCUUUUUUGUCAUGUUGUUCUUUACCAUGUUUGUAUUUCAUCAAUAUACUGGCAGCAACAGCAACAACAACAGCAACAACAACAACAAGUCGUGCUGGGCCAGUCGAUCGUCCCUCGGAUUGGCAUCGGUCGCCACCAUUGGAUUGUCGUUGAUGAGCGGAUUUGGCAUGUGCUUUUGCUGGGGAAUCCCCUUUAGCAAUAUUACUCAAAUGGUCCCAUUCAUCAUAUUGGGCGUGGGUCUCGAUGAUACGUUCAUCCUCACGGGGGCAUACUUCAGGCGCUUGCAGCAAAGCCAAAAGGAAGAAGAAGAGGACGCUCGAGCUCACGUGCGCAAGGGUCCAAGCAAGAAGGCAUCGUCGGGGACUGCCAGCUACCCGUUUGAUGCCGAGUGUGGUGGGCAACCCCAAAAACAGGAUGCUCACAGCAGCACAAUCGAGGAGGAUCGGGAAGAACGAGUGGUCCAGAGGAUUCAUGACACACUCAACGAGGUGGGGUUGAGUAUCAGUCUUACCACCAUCACCACCACAUCCGCCUUUGUUCUCGGAGUGAUCAGUACUGUGCCUGGAAUUCGGUGGCUGUGCAUUUACGCUAGCGUGACCGUCGUCUUUGACUUUUUGUACCAGGUUACUUUCUUCUUGGCUCUUUUGGUGCUCGACGAGAGGCGGGUCGCCGGAACGCUGUUCAAGGGCGGUUGUUGGAGAUGUAUCUGCGAGUACUGUUUCUGCUGCUGCAUGUGUUUUCGCUGCGUGGGCGCCCCUGGUGGCUCGGAUUCACCUGCCCAGCGAAGGGGUUCCAGCAAUCUGACCCACCCGGGAUCUUCCAUGGAUUUAGUCUCGGCUGCAUUCAAAGAAGCAGUGACCAAAGAGCAGGAGGAAUUCUUCAUGGACCGUGCCAUGCGGUGGUACGCCAGACAGCUGCUUCGUCCUGGUGUCAAGGUUGUCGUAAUUAUGAUGUUCCUGGCCGUGACCGGCCUGAACAUCUAUUCUGCCUCCAUGCUGGAACAGCAAUUUAACAUUGAAGACUACGUACCAAAAGAGAGUUACACUCGAUCAUUCUUGGGGGCAUUGGAAGACUACACGAGUCUCCGUGCUUCCAUGGCGGUUUACUUUCGCGACGUGGAUCAAUCAGAUCCAGAAAUCCAGCGCCAGAUGCUUGACUACAUUGAUGAAAUAUCCAAGUUGCCGCAGAUUGAUGCGCAACCUCAAACCUGUUGGAUUCGAGACAUGUACGAGAUCCUUUCCGUCUAUGAAAACGUCAAGGAUAUGGACUGGUCCAAUUCUUCGACAACCCCAGACCCCCGCACAUCCAAGAAGUGCUACUUGGCUCAAGCCGUGAUGGAAGCAAACAUCACGUUUGAGGAGAGGCUAGAUGUCAUGAUGAACGUGCCUGUCAUUCGCGACGUGUACGGAUGGGACAUUGUGCGCGAUGAAGAAGGAAGAAUCACUACAUCCAGAUGCUACUUCAAUAUCAAACAUAUUGACCUGCACCACAUCGAUGAACAGAUUGCAAUGUUGGAGGAUCAGAGGGAUGUUACGUUGUCACAACCUAUCAACCAACACUUGGGAAAAAACGAAGAUCUCCCAUUCUUUGCCUACGACGACUUGUUUGGCUACUGGGAGUUGUACACCGUGGCAAUUCAAGAGUUGAUCUUCACCACCAUCUGGGGUGUUGUGGCUGUGUGUGUUGUCGGAUUCGUGAUCAUACCCCAUUGGACAGCCGUGUGCUUUGUGGGGCCGCUGAUUGUCAUGCUCUACUUCAAUCUUCUAGGAACCAUGCAAUUCUGUGGAAUCUACAUCAAUACAGUUACAUACGUCACAGUGGUGAUAUCGAUUGGUCUAUUGGUCGAUUUCCUUAUGCAUAUCCUUCUAAGGUACUAUGAGACGAAAGGAAGGACCAGGGAGGAAAAGGUCAAAGAAACACUGGAAACGAUGGGUGUGUCCAUGAUGCUAGGUGGAUUCACCACUUGGCUUGGUGUCAUUCCAUUGGCAUUCUCAACCACCAAGAUCUUCAUGACACUUUUCAUCGCAUUCUUUGCCAUGGUCACUUGGGGCCUGCUGGUUGGCUUGGUGUUCCUUCCGGUUCUCCUUUCCAUUUUUGGUCCAGUCGUUACCACUGCAACAUCUGUGACAACAAAGCCUCCCAAGAAGAAGAAAGUUGCCGUUCGUGGCAGAAAACUCUACGGAAGUGACCUCAUGAGUUCGAGUCGAUACAGUCAAACUGAAGACGAAACAGUGGCAUCUCACCGUUUUCAUGAGUCACCUUCUCCUUGCAGAAGCGCAAGACCAAGUUUGUCUGUAUGGGUGGAGAGGACCCACAGUUUAAGUGAUGGAGAUUCGUUGGACGAUGAUUCCUUUGUGACCUGUGUUUCAAAAUAAGGAGCCUGAAGUGUCCUUGAAUGCAUCUCUCAGGACGGAUGUGCAGAUCCACCCGCAUGUAACAAUUGCUUCCAAAGUUUCCGACCUCCCCACCUCCAAGGGACAGCUCUGUAUCAUGCAUGAUUCCACCAUCCAAAACAUGCAGUUGCGUGUUGGGUGUUGGUUCCCACCUCCUCCUAGCAUUGCAUACUUGUAGUUUGUACUACUAAACUAGCUAGAUAUGUACAUGUGCAUUUACAUGGGGGGCAAGACAACGAUUAAUAACAAGUUGAAAAGGCGAUUUGCUAUAGUUCAAUUCAAUUUACGCUGUAAAAUUUCUUCCGGCUCCGGGUGUUGGCAUCCGCUGAAGCUACGAUUGCCGCGCCACUGCAAGCCCCAAGCAAUUGUCCGAACUUCUUCAACCAGCCAGCCGGUCUUUUUCACUUUUCACUCACUGCCUUGCCCAUAGCAUCUUCAGUCUUCAGCUUUCUUCUUUCUUGCUGUGAAUGGCCUUAGCUUCUGGCAGAGACUGGCUCCACAGCAAGGAGCUUCUUUUGAGACUCGGACCGUUCGAUGCGUCUUCUCUCGACCAGCUUGGCAUGUUUCUUUCGAAUGGAUGCUGCUCGUUGCAGACUUUUUCGGUUCUUGACAGGUGCGGCCACCACAGGGCUUGUGUGAAGCUCACUCGACCAAUCGCCGGUACUGGGGGCAGCGUUUGUAGAAAAGGAGGAAACGGUAGAUGUCAUGGUGGAAAGUGAUUCCUUCAUUCGAGAGAAAUGGAGGUGAGGAUGCAAAGCUUUAUGAUAUUAGACUAGCUAGUGUGAAGUGUGAAAUAUUUUGUGAGCAGGUCUUGGACUGACCGAAACAUGAGCUUGCGAUCUUGCGAUAGUUCGAUCGAUGAACCAGCUAACCAGCUUGAACAGAAUUGCACAUAAAGUCCAGUUGCCACCUACAGUACACCUGCCAGCUCCCAGAUCCAGCCGUCUUCGGGAACAACAAAGUCUCACUUUAUUUGUGACUCCAUAAACCAUUUCUUUCCGAAAAUGACCAUGUGACCAGACACUUUCUUGUCCAAGAUGACAGCCAGCACUAAGGAACAAGAUCCCAGUCACAAAGGUC
Seminavis robusta is the source of this 5301-nucleotide messenger RNA. NCBI's taxonomy places the organism in Eukaryota, Bacillariophyta, Bacillariophyceae, Naviculales, Naviculaceae. The record is from the annotation of a GenBank genome assembly.